This is a messenger RNA of Triticum turgidum subsp. durum (durum wheat), 1419 nucleotides long. The record is from the annotation of a GenBank genome assembly. Lineage: Eukaryota; Viridiplantae; Streptophyta; Magnoliopsida; Poales; Poaceae.
AUGGCUGGUCUCGAGCUUGUAGUAGUGGCAGUGCCGGCGGCGGCGGUGGCGCGGCUAGUUUUCGUGCUCAUCUCCGAUAUUACGAAGGCGGCAGAGAAAGCCCGCGAGAAUAAGGUAGAGUGCGAGCACCUAAAGGGGCGCGUAUCCCAUAUCGGCAGGCUGCUGCAUCGCCUGAAGCUGCAGGACCCUGAGGUGGCCGAAGCACUGGCCGGCCUACGCGACACGCUCCUGAUGGCGCACGAUCUCGUCGUCGCUUGCCAGAAAUCGAACGGGCUCAAGAAGCUCUUCUGUGCCGGCGAGCAGGCUGCGAAGUUCAAGAAAGUCAACGACAGGAUCGACUCACACCUCCUCGACAUUCAAUUGCUCAGCCAAAUCUCCCUUACCCACCGCCUCGACCAGAUCCUCUCUCCUGAUGCAACAACUAUGGUUGCUUCUGCAUCUGCUAUGGUGCCGGGGCCAGGCAAAGGCUUCGACUCGCGCUCUCUGCAGCUCAAGGAGCCUGCGAAGGUCGCCUACGUGGGCUCAACCUCAACGCAUGCAGCUGCGCACUUCACGUCAGUGGAGAUCGCCGUCUUGACCGGCAACUACGGCCAGGAGGUGGCCGUCAAGAGCCUGAAGAACCACGGGAGUCAACGAGAGGGUGCGUUCGUGGCGGAGAUCGAGAUCCUCCGAAACCUCCGUCACAACCACAUCGUGCGCCUGGUGGGCUGGUGCACGGAGGAUGACGAACGCAUGUUCGUCUACCAAUACCAGCACACGAGCAACGGCACGCUCAGGGAUCACCUGACGCCGGGCGGAAGCGGCGGCUCUGCCUCUGCGUCGCCGGUGACGUCGUCCUGGAAGGCGCGUCUCCAGGCGCUGCUGGGCGCGGCCGGUGCCAUCGACCACCUGCACCGCUUCGCCGUGCCGGGGAUCAUCCACCGAAACGUCAGCUCCUCGAGCAUCCUUCUCGACAAGAGCUGUGUGCCUUGCCUGUCGGACUUCGGCGCGGCGAUUUUGCAAGUACCGACGACGGGCGGCCAGCACGUCGGGGACGUAGUCGGCAAAGUCGGGUACACAGACCCGGAGUACUGCCGCACGAGGUGCGUGAGUCCGGCGAGCGACGUGUACAGCUUUGGCGUGGUGAUACUCGAGGUGUUGACUGGCAGGCCGCCUAGCUGGGAGGGGAAGGACCCGAACACCUUGGUUGGCUUUGCCGUCCCGGCCAUCGAGAGUAGGAACCUGCGCUCUGUGCUGGACAGGCGCCCGUCGCCGGAGCCGACGCCGAGACAGAUGGAGGCGCUGGAGCUCGUCGCGUACACGGCAACACGCUGUCUGUGGCAGCAGGAUCGACCCUUCAUGGCAAACGUGGUGAUCAACCUCCAUACGGCGCUCGGGUUCAUAGACGGCGAUAAGCCUAAGGAACUCCAAUGGAGCUAG